GAGCUAAAGAUGCUCGUGAAAUGCGCCGUGUACGUAUUUCACCUCUCCACCGGCACAUCAUGGGAAUAGUACAGCUACAUACUGGACUUGAGAUACCUGCUAUUGAAGAACAUCUCCUGGAUUCAGCAGAGCAGAUGGACUUGUUUGAUAAAUUCUUUGAGAAGGAUGGCUCCAAGUGCUUGAUGUUGUUCUUGCAAGAUGGUGAUGCUCCUAAUCAUGAUUCUGGUCGUAUUGUUACAUUAGCUAAAGGAGCCCAAAUGCAGCGCCUCUUUGUAACUAAUGGUUUGGAGGAGGGUCUGACAGGACAAUGUAUCUUCUUCUUGAGAUGUAAAACAGAUGUGGUACUGAGUCAACGUAAUAUACAUGAGGAGAUCAGCUAUGGUUUUCUAGAUACCACAGGUGCUGGUAAACUGACUGUCUUACCUGGUGUCCAUCGGGUACUCAGUAAGAUCUAUAAGCCUGCUGUUCAUUCUAUGGGGGACUGGGGAGCACUAGGAGAUACACCACAUGGAAAGAAAACGCACAAGAGCUUCCUAGAUUCUUUUGAUGGUUUUAUGCUGUAUGUUGGAAGUGCACAAACCAAUGUUUCGGGUGCGAUCCAGCUACGUGACUGUGAAACUGUUGACAUUGAUGGACUGGACACUGCAUCAGAUUGUAUCUUAGCUGCAGCAAACCCUGAGAUUGUGGAUGCCUUUGACGAGCUUGUUACUUUUUGGUGUAAAGAUAUUGAACAGGUGUUGGCUGAGAGUGAGCAGAUGAGAAAGGAAGCUGACGAUACAGGACCAUUGGCUGAAUUGGAACAUUGGAGACUGUUGACUGCUCGAUUUAAUUCAAUCGUAGAUCAAAUCAAGAGCAAGAAAUGCAAGAUGGUUAUCAACGUUCUCAAUGUUGCAAAGAGUAAGGUUCUCAAGAUCUGGAAGGAGUUGGAUUGUCGCAUUACUGACGCUGCUAAUGAAGCCAGAGACAAUGUCAAAUACCUGUACACACUGGAGAAGUUCUGUGAACCACUCUAUCAUUCAGACCCAGUUGGUAUGGUAGACUGCAUACCUAGCUUGAUCAAUGCAAUCCGCAUGAUCCAUAGUAUCUCUCGCUAUUACAACACCUCAGAAAGAAUGACUUCAUUGUUCAUUAAGGUGACCAACCAGAUGGUAACAGCUUGUAAGAACUACAUCACUAAUGAUGGCAUGUUUCGCAUAUGGGAUCAACCCUAUGAAGAGCUACUCAGUAAGCUCCAUGCUGCAACCAGACUGUACAAGGAAUAUCAGAAAUGCUUCCAUAAAACCAAGAAGAAGAUUGAUGAGAUACCAGGAGCCAGAUCAUUUGACUUCUCAGAGAUGUAUAUCUUUGGGAAGUUUGAUGCUUUCUGUAAGCGCAUAGAUAAGAUUGUGGAAAUGCUGUGUACUAUUGAUACUUACAGUGUUUUGACAACUUCUCGUAUCGAGGGCAUUGAACCAAUGGCAAAUAAGUUUCAGAAUAUCUACAGUGGUGUCAAGAAGAAGCCUUAUGAUGUAUUGGAUCACCGUAAGGUUGACUUUGACAAUGAUUUUGAAGAUUUCAAGAAGAACAUCUUUGAUUUGCAGUAUGCAUUUCUAGAAUUUGUGGACAACAGUUUUGACAGAAUAACUGCUACUACUCAAUCCUUGGCCCUGCUCUCUAGAUUUGAGCGUCUUAACAUCCCUCAACUGAACAUUGAAGAUAAGUAUACAGCUAUUCUACAGCAUUAUGGCACAGAACUCGAAGGUAUCAAGAAGCUGUACAUGAAGCAUAAGGAUGAUCCACCAAUCCCUAGAGAUAUGCCUCCUGUAGCUGGGAAGAUCUCUUGGGCAAGACAGCUUUUCAGACGUAUACAAGAACCAAUGGAAAUAUUCAAGAAUAUCCAUGGCUUGUUGAAAACUCCAGAUGCACGUAAGGUAAUACGUAACUACAAUCGUAUGGCUGCUGUACUAAUUGAGUUUGAGAUACUGUACCACAGAGCAUGGAUGAAACAGGUUGAUGCAGUCAAGUCAGGCCUACAAGCAACCCUGCUCAUCCGUCAUCCAGAAACGAAGCAACUCCUUGUCAACUUUGACCCAUUGCUAUACCAGGUUAUGCGUGAAUCUGAGUGCAUGCGUAAACAUGAUUUGGAGAUACCAGAGGCUGCUCAUAUUAUAUGCCUAGGACAGGAGCAACUCAAGGAAAACUAUAAUACGCUCAAGUUAUUGCUUGACGAGAAUGCUGCAGUAAGAGAUAAGAUCCCAGUGAUUUUCCAGCCUUUGAUGAUGGCUCAUACGAGGAAGGUAGACCUAGCUAUUAUACCAGGUCUUACUCUGCUUUGCUGGACAUCACUCAACCUACAGAAUUACUUCAGGAGUAUUAGAUCUGCCACGCGAGAUCUGGACCUCAUCAUUAAGGAGGUGAAUGACAUCCGAGAGGCCAGGAUUGACUCCCUCUUAGAUGAGAUAGGUGAUACAAUGCUGUGUGAUCUACCUAGUGAUAAACCAUGGAAUGUAGACCAGUUCACCACUAAAACACAGAAACAAUGUGAAGAUGAGACAAAGGUUCUAGAUAAGUGGAGCAGUAAGAUUGAGGAUGCAGUCCUUGACCUGGUUAAUCUGUUUGUUGAGAAAGCUCAUAAAGUGACUGGUUACCAACGACCUGGAGAGGGCGGCACACAGCGUCGGCCAGACUCAGAAGAGUAUGAGCAGCAGAAGGAGAAUGAUGAUGAACACAAAGAGUCUAAGUUCAGUCUAGCUAGUACUGAGAGCUUAGAGGAAGAAGUUCAACUACAAGAAGAAUGUCAUGAACUUAUCAUGCAUUUCAGUCAACGCUUACUGGAAUCAUUACUCAAAGCUACCAGACAAUCUCUGGAUAACAUCAAGCGUAGAGUCUUCUUCUCUACUCCUAUUGGUGGAGGUAGACUCAGUUAUGGAAGUGGCUCCCAUCGUGCAGGAAAAAGACCACCAUUCUUUCAAGUCGAUGUUGCUCUUGAAAUUCCUAAUGUGGUAAUCAAGCCUAGUUUAGAUGACAUACAACAAGCAUUGAAUAAAGCUACUGGAUGUGUUUUAGAAGUGAGUCGUGGUGUAGCCCAAUGGGGUCAGAACCGUUUCCAGGUUGUAGAGUCUAGUCAAGGAGGUCAUUUCCAACCAUCACAUAUUGAUGUAUGCAAAGGAAAAUAUGCUGGUUCAGUGGUUAAGAUAGAGCAAGUACCGCCACAACAACUUAAGAAUUACUUCAAAAGUAUUGCUGAACACAAGGACAUCUUGAAACUACAAAUGAUGUUAAGCAAUGCCAUCAGCCACACCAGGCCAAAGAUUCAUGAGGCACUUAAGAUGUUUUCACAUUUCCAGUAUCUGUGGGAGGAAGACAGAAGUGAAGUUGUCAAGGCAUUUAUUGAGACACAUCCCAUUCUGUCUGAAUGGAAGGCAGAAAUCCUUCGUUAUCAAAGUCUAGAGAGACAGAUCGAAGAGUUAGAGCCAUCCCUGCAGGUUGAUGCCAUUCAACUCUUCACUGAUCCAAUUAAAUUGGCCUUGACAAUUGAGGCCCAGGCUUGGAAGAUGCUACUUGGUAAGAGUCUAAACCAAGAAUAUCGCAAGAAGAUGGAUGGUGUGUCAGACUUUGUAGCUGAGUAUACCAAACGCUUAGCUCGACCAAUCAAAGACCUUGAUGAUGUCAGGAAUGCAAUGGGUGCUUUAGAGGACCUCAGGCAAAAUGAGAUACGUAUUGAUAUGAUACUUGGUCCAAUAGAGGAAGCAUACAACAUGCUACAGAAGUUCCAAGUGAAUGUUGCCAAAGAAGAAGCAGAUAGAGUAGACACACUGCGAUAUUCCUACCAGAAACUCACUCGUCAAGCUGACAAGACUCAGACCACUUUGGUGAAGAUUCAACCCAAGUUUAAAGCGGACCUGUUGGAGUCUGUGGAAGUCUUUGCUCAUACUUCACAAGCCUACUUUGAUGACUAUGAUACCGGUGGACCAAUGGUUGAUGGAAUUUCACCACAAGAAGCAAGUGAUAGACUCCAAGUUUACCAGACUCGGUUUGAUGAGUUAUGGCGUAAGUACACUACUUACUCAGCUGGAGAGCAGCUAUUUGGGUUGUCUGUAACUGACUAUCCAACUCUAGCAAAGACUAAGAAGGAACUGAAUCUACUACAGAAGCUGUAUGGUCUUUAUAACUCAGUCAUUGAUGGAGUCAAUGGUUACUAUGAUAUCCUAUGGACUGAUGUGGAUAUUGAGAAGAUCAACAAUGAACUUCUGGACUUCCAAAACAGAUGUCGUAAAUUGCCAAAAGGGUUAAAGGAAUGGCCAGCCUUCCUUGAUCUAAAGCAGAAGAUUGAUGACUUCAAUGAGACUUGUCCUCUUCUAGAACUCAUGGCUAAUAAAGCUAUGAAAGAGCGGCAUUGGGAACGAAUAGCUACUGUAACUGGUCAUGAGUUUGAUAUUGAAUCGGAUACGUUCAGCUUACGUAAUAUCAUGGAGGCUCCUCUACUACCGCAUAAAGAAGACAUAGAGGACAUCUGUAUCUCGGCUGUGAAAGAGAAGGACAUUGAGGCUAAGCUGGCUCAGGUUGUGAUUGAAUGGAACUCUCAGCAGCUAUUCUUUGUUAACUUCAAGACGCGUGGAGAACUCUUACUAAAAGGUGCUGAGACAAUGGAAACAGUUGCCCUAAUGGAGGACAGUCUUAUGGUGCUUGGAUCUCUACUCAGUAACAGAUACAAUGCACCGUUCAAGAAAGACAUUCAGUUGUGGGUUCAGAAGUUAUCUAAUUCUUCUGACAUCAUUGAGAAUUGGUUGACAGUGCAGAACCUGUGGGUCUACUUGGAAGCUGUCUUUGUAGGCGGGGAUAUCGCUAAACAGCUGCCACAGGAAGCCAAGAGAUUUGGAAAUAUUGACAAGUCAUGGGUGAAGAUAAUGCAACGUGCUCAUGAGAAUGAUAAUGUUGUACGAUGCUGUGUUGGUGACGAGACUCUGGGACAACUCUUGCCUCACUUAUUGGAACAGCUGGAAAUUUGCCAGAAGUCACUCACUGGUUACCUAGAGAAGAAGCGUCUUGUAUUCCCUCGAUUCUUCUUUGUAUCGGAUCCAGCAUUGCUUGAGAUACUUGGGCAAGCUAGUGACUCUCAUACCAUCCAGGCUCAUCUUCUGGGUGUCUUUGAGAAUGUGAAUGAGGUUGAGUUUCAUGAGAAAGAUUAUGACCGCAUCAUUGCUUGCAUCUCAAGGGAAGGAGAGACAGUGGCUUUGGACCAGCCAGUGAUUGCUAAAGGCAAUGUAGAGAUGUGGUUAGGAGAGUUAUUGGUGUUACAGCAGAAGUCUUUACACUCAGUCAUCAGGGAUGCCAAUAGAGUCAUCAAUGACUCCUCAUUUGAACUACUUGGAUUCCUCAAUAACUUCAUUGCACAGGUUGGUCUAUUAGGUAUUCAGAUGCUAUGGACUCGUGAUGCAGAGGAGGCAUUGACUAUGGCCAAGUCAGAUAAGAAGAUUAUGCCAACUACUAAUGUCAAGUUUCUGGAGCUCCUGAAUAAACUGAUUGAACAGACUACACAUGACUUGACUAAGAUAGAGAGGAUUAAAUAUGAGACACUGGUUACCAUUCAUGUACAUCAGAGAGAUAUCUUCAAUGAUCUGACUAUCAUGCACAUCAGAUCGCCUACUGACUUUGAGUGGUUGAAGCAAGCUAGAUUCUACUUCAAGGAGGAAACUGAUCAAUGUAUUGUAUCUAUCACUGAUGUGGACUUCAUUUAUCAGAAUGAGUUCCUAGGAUGUACUGAUAGAUUGGUAAUCACUCCCCUUACUGACAGAUGUUACAUCACUUUAGCCCAGGCACUUGGCAUGAGCAUGGGAGGUGCCCCAGCUGGUCCUGCUGGUACUGGCAAAACAGAGACCACCAAAGACAUGGGUAAAGCACUUGGCAAAUAUGUAGUGGUUUUCAACUGCUCUGAUCAGAUGGAUUACAGAGGCCUCGGUAGAAUCUACAAAGGUUUGGCCCAGUCAGGUAGUUGGGGCUGUUUUGAUGAAUUCAAUCGUAUAGAGCUUCCAGUACUGUCAGUGGCUGCUCAACAGAUUGCUAUAGUCUUGAUUGCUAAGAAGGAAAGGAAGACAGAGUUUAUCUUCUCUGAUGGGGAUAUUGUGGCUCUCAAUCCAGAGUUUGGUCUCUUCUUAACAAUGAACCCUGGCUAUGCUGGGAGGCAAGAGCUACCUGAGAAUUUGAAGAUUCAGUUCCGUAGUGUAGCCAUGAUGGUUCCAGAUAGACAGAUCAUCAUGAGAGUCAAGCUAGCUAGCUGUGGAUUCCAGGAAAAUGUUCUACUUGCACAGAAGUUUUACACUCUCUAUAAACUGUGUGAGGAACAACUUACCAAACAGGUUCACUAUGACUUUGGUUUAAGGAACAUCCUGUCAGUGCUUCGUACUUUAGGAGCCAAUAAGAGAGCCAGACCUGAAGACAGUGAAUCAACCAUUGUCAUGAGAGUGCUCAGAGACAUGAAUCUAUCCAAACUGGUGGAUGAAGAUGAGCCUCUAUUCCUGAGUCUGAUUAGUGAUUUAUUCCCAGGUAUCCAGCUUGAUAAUGCUACCUAUGAGGAACUACAAGUUGCUGUGGCUGCUCAAGUAGAAGCCUCAGGAGUUAUCAAUCACCCUGCAUGGAAUCUUAAAGUAGUCCAGUUGUAUGAGACUCAACGUGUACGUCAUGGCAUGAUGACAUUAGGACCUAGUGGUGCAGGUAAGAGUAUCUGUAUCCAUGUCUUAAUGAAAGCAAUGGGAGAUUGUGGAGCACCCCAUAAGGAGAUGAGAAUGAAUCCAAAGGCAAUUACUGCACCUCAGAUGUUUGGUCGAUUGGAUGUCUCCACUAAUGAUUGGACUGAUGGUAUCUUCUCUACACUAUGGAGAAAGACACUCAAAGCAAAGAAAGGUGAGCAUAUCUGGAUUGUACUGGAUGGACCCGUGGAUGCUAUCUGGAUUGAGAAUCUGAACAGUGUAUUGGAUGACAACAGGACAUUGACUCUAGCUAAUGGUGAUCGUAUACCAAUGUCACCCAACUGCAAGAUUGUCUUUGAAGUUCAUAACAUUGAUAAUGCAUCACCAGCCACAGUAUCUAGGAAUGGUAUGGUGUAUAUGAGUAGCUCAGCACUAGACUGGAGACCAAUCUUAGAGGGUUGGCUACGAACUCAAUCACCAGCUGAAGCUUCAAUACUAAGAGAUCUUUAUGCCAAGAUAUUUGAUGAUUUAUAUCGCUUUGUAUCACUCAAUCUCAGCACUAAGAUGGACAUACUAGAAUGUAACUACAUUAGACAGUCAGUAGAUCUCUUAGACGGAAUGAUACCUGUCAAGGAUGAGCAUGAUCACAGUAUUCUACCAGCUACUUACCUGGAGAAACUCUUCAUCUUUGCUCUGAUGUGGAGUCUUGGUGCUCUACUAGAGUUAGAUGACAGGGUCAAGAUGGAGGAGUUCAUGUUGGGCCAUGAGAGUAAACUCAACUACCCUCAGAUAGAGCAAGAGAGUGGACAUACUAUCUUUGAAUUUGUCGUCAACAGUCAAGGCCAGUGGGAGCAUUGGUCUGUCAGGGUUCAGGAGUAUAUCUACCCUAGUGAUUCGGUGCCAGUCUAUACAUCUAUCCUUGUACCUAAUGUGGACAACGUAAGAAGUAACUUCCUUAUUGAUACCAUCUGCAAACAGAACAAGGCGGUACUAUUGAUUGGUGAACAAGGCACGGCAAAGACUGUCAUGAUUAAAGGUUACAUGGCCAAGUAUAAUCCAGAUGUUCAUAUGAGUAAAAGCUUCAACUUCUCUUCUGCUACAACUCCCAUGAUGUUUCAGCGAACCAUUGAAAGCUAUGUUGACAAGCGUAUGGGAAGUACAUUUGGACCUCCAGCAGGACGUAAGAUGACAACAUUUGUGGAUGAUAUCAAUAUGCCAAUCAUCAAUGAAUGGGGGGACCAGGUAACCAAUGAGAUAGUACGACAGAUGAUGGAGAUGAAAGGAAUGUAUAGUCUAGAGAAACCAGGAGACUUUACUAACAUAGUUGAUGUUCAGUUCAUAGCAGCAAUGAUCCAACCUGGAGGUGGUCGUAAUGACAUACCAGAGAGACUCAAAAGACAAUUCUCUAUCUUCAAUUGCACACUGCCUUCAAAUGCAUCCAUUGAUAAGAUCUUUGGUAUCAUAGGCAGUGGGUAUUUCUGCCCAUCUCGUUUCAAUGAGGAUGUAGUUGAGAUAGUGCAGAAGCUAGUAUCAGUCACCAGGAGUGUCUGGCAAGCUACCAAGGUGAAAAUGUUGCCCACUCCAGCCAAGUUUCAUUAUAUCUUCAAUCUACGUGACUUGUCUCGUAUAUGGGAAGGCAUGUUACAUAUAGCAGGAGAUGAAUGCCAAGAUGUGACAACAUUACUGGCUCUAUGGCAUCAUGAGUGCACUAGAGUCAUUGCUGACAGAUUUACCAAUGGUGAAGAUAAGCAAUGGUUUGAGUUAGCCAUCCGACGAGUAGCCAAAGAACAGCUUGAUGAGUCUGUAGCUAAACUGAUUCCUGAUGAGCCAUACUUUGUAGAUUUCCUGCGGGAUCCACCGGAACCUACUGGAGAUGAACCCGAUGAUGCAGUUCUUGAGGCUCCCAAGAUAUAUGAAUUGAUACCAGGCCUAGACUUUCUAGCUGAGAAGCUUCAACAGUACAUGUCCAUGUACAAUGACACAGUACGAGGAGCUCAUAUGGAUCUAGUGUUCUUCAACGAUGCAAUGACGCAUCUUAUCAAGAUAUCUCGUGUGAUCCGUACUCCAGUAGGCAAUACAUUGCUUGUAGGUGUGGGAGGCUCUGGUAAACAGAGUCUUACUAGACUAGCUACAUUCAUAGCUGGAUACAAGAUCUUUCAGAUCACACUCACAAGGUCGUACAAUGCCAGUAAUUUGAUGGAUGAUUUGAAGUAUCUGUACCGAGUAGCAGGUAGUCAAGGCCAAGGUAUCACAUUCAUCUUCACUGAUAAUGAGAUCAAAGAUGAAGCCUUCUUGGAAUAUCUCAACAAUGUCUUAUCAUCAGGAGAGGUAUCCAAUCUGUUUGCUCGUGAUGAGUUAGAUGAAAUCACUCAAGAGUUAAUUUCCGUCAUGAAGAAGGAGUUUCCACGCAGACCACCAACCAAUGAUAAUCUCUAUGAGUACUUCAUUUCAAGAGCUCGUAAUAACCUUCAUGUUGUCCUGUGCUUCUCCCCUGUGGGAGAGAAAUUUCGUAACCGCUCAUUAAAGUUUCCUGGGUUGAUCUCAGGUUGCACCAUGGAUUGGUUUACAAGAUGGCCCAAGGAUGCUCUGGUUGCUGUAUCUAAUCAUUUCUUGUCUAAGUUUGAGAUUAUGUGUCCAGCUGAGACUAAGCAGCAACUUGUACACACUAUGGGAGAGUUCCAUGAUGGUGUGGCUGAAACAUGUACAGACUACUUCCAAAGAUACCGACGUCAGACCCAUGUGACUCCCAAGUCUUACCUGUCCUUCAUUGAUGGUUAUAAGACCAUUUAUCUGGAGAAGUAUUCAACUAUUUCAGAGUUAGCACGCAGAAUGAAUACAGGUCUUGAUAAACUCAUUGAAGCCAGUGAGUCUGUGUCUCAACUAUCUAAGGAUCUUGUCGUCAAAGAAAAGGAACUGGCUGUUGCAUCAAUUAAAGCAGAAAAGGUGUUAGCUGAGGUGACUGUGUCUGCCCAGGCUGCAGAGAAGGUGAAGACUGGAGUGCAGAAAGUCAAAGACAAAGCCCAGGCUAUAGUAGAUGAGAUAGAAGCAGACAAGACAAUAGCAGAAACUAAAUUAGAGGCUGCUAAACCAGCAUUGGAAGAGGCUGAGAAUGCAUUGAACACCAUUAAACCAGCUCAUAUAUCUACUGUCAGGAAACUGGCUAAACCACCACAUCUCAUCAUGCGUAUUAUGGAUUGUGUCUUGCUUCUCUUUCAAAAGAGAUUAGAUUCAUUGUCUUUGGAUCCAGAGCGACCUUCUCCUAAGCCAUCUUGGAGUGAAUCCCUCAAGGUGAUGAGUGGUUCAGGCUUUCUGUCCAAUCUUCAAUCGUUUCCUAAAGAUUCUAUCACAGAGGAAACUGUGGAACUUCUUGCUCCUUAUCUUGAUAUGGAAGACUAUAAUCUAGCGUCUGCUAAGAAGGUGUGUGGUGAUGUGGCUGGUCUGUGCUCAUGGACUCAAGCUAUGGCAAGCUUCUUUAGCAUCAAUAAAGAAGUAUUGCCACUCAAGGCUAACUUGACUGUACAGGCAGCGCGUCUUACCAUUGCCAACAAUGAAUUAUCUACGGCUCAAGCCAUACUUGAUGAGAAGCAGAGAGAGUUAGAUGAAGUACAAGCAAAGUUUGAUGCUGCAAUGAAAGAGAAACAGGACCUAUUGGAUGAUGCUGAGUCUUGUAAGAAGAAGAUGUUAGCAGCGUCUGCAUUGAUCAAUGGACUUGGAGGAGAGAAAGUCAGAUGGACUGAACAGAGCAAAGAGUUUAAGGAUCAGAUAAACAGGCUUGUUGGUGACGUCCUUCUAGCCACAGGUUUCUUAUCCUACUCAGGACCAUUCAAUCAAGUAUUUCGGUUUAAUAUGAAUGAGGAUUGGAUGAGUCAACUGACUUCAAGAAAGAUCCCGUUCACUAAGAAUCUCAAUAUCACCAACAUGCUGGUCGAUACAACCACAAUUGGAGAGUGGAAUCUACAGGGUCUACCCAAUGAUGAUCUAUCUGUACAGAAUGGAAUCAUUGUAACGAAAGCUACUCGCUACCCACUACUCAUUGAUCCUCAGGGACAAGGCAAAACAUGGAUCAAGAAUAAAGAAAAAGAAAAUGGUUUACAGGCGACAUCACUGAACCACAAGUAUUUCCGGACUCAUCUUGAAGACAGUUUGUCUCUUGGUCGUCCAUUGCUUAUUGAGGAUAUAGGAGAAGAUCUGGACCCAGCAUUAGAUAAUGUACUAGAGAAAAACUUCAUCAAAUCUGGCUCUACAUUCAAGGUGAAAGUUGGUGACAAGGAAGUAGACGUGAUGAAAGGUUUCACUCUGUAUGUGACUACAAAGUUAGCAAACCCAACAUACACACCAGAGGUGUCUGCUCGUACGUCCAUCAUUGAUUUCACUGUAACAAUGAAAGGAUUGGAAGAUCAACUCUUGGGCCGUGUCAUCCUAAUAGAAAAACAGGAACUGGAAGCAGAGCGUACUAAGCUGAUGGAAGAUGUGACCGCUAACAAGAGAAAGAUGAAAGAAUUAGAAGACAACCUGCUUUUCAGACUCACUAGCACACAGGGUUCCCUAGUAGAGGAUGAAUCAUUGAUCUUAGUACUAGCUACUACCAAAGAGACUGCUGAAGAAGUGUCUGAGAAGCUAGUAGUUGCUGCUGAUACAGAGAUCAAGAUUAAUGAUGCAAGAGAAGAAUUCAGACCAGUUGCAUCAAGAGGCAGCAUCCUGUAUUUCUUAAUCACUGAGAUGAGUAUGGUGAACAUCAUGUACCAGACAUCUCUCAAGCAGUUUCUUGGUGUCUUUGAUUUGUCAAUGGCAAGAUCUGAAAAGUCUCCAAUUCCAGCCAAGAGAAUCUCCAACAUCAUUGAGUUUCUGACAUUUGAAGUAUUCAAGUAUUCCUGUCGUGGUUUAUAUGAGAACCAUAAGUUCCUCUUCACCUUACUAUUGGCUCUGAAGAUUGAUCAACAAAUGGGAAAUGUCAGCCACAAUGAGUUCCAAACACUCAUCAAAGGCGGUGCUGCAUUAGACUUGAAAGCUGUCCAACCAAAGCCAUAUAAAUGGAUAUCUGACAUGACAUGGUUAAAUCUGGUUCAUCUCAGCAAACUGCCACAGUUUCAAGAAGUCCUCAAUCAGAUCCAACGCAGUGAGAAAUCUUGGAAGGUGUGGUUUGAUAAAGAUGCUCCUGAGGAAGAAGUGAUCCCUGAUGGAUACAACACUCUAGAAACAUUCAAGAAACUCCUAUUGGUUAGGAGCUGGUGUACAGACAGAGUCAUUCCUCAAGCUCGUAAAUACAUCGCUAACUCAAUGGGUGCUAGAUAUGCAGACCCAGUCAUCUUAGAUUUAGAGAAGACAUGGGAAGAAGGGGAUAUCAGAACACCUCUUAUCUGUUUCUUGUCUAUGGGUAGUGAUCCUACAAACCAGAUAGAAGGACUGGGCAAGAAACUUAAAGUGGAAUGUCGAGCUAUAUCCAUGGGACAAGGACAGGAGGUUCAUGCAAGGAGGCUUGUAGCACAGUCUAUGGCUUCGGGAGGCUGGGUUUUGCUUCAAAAUUGUCAUCUUGGUCUAGACUUUCUGGAUGAGCUGCUAGACACUGUAACUACUCAUGAACCGGUACAUGAAGCAUUCCGUGUAUGGAUUACUACAGAGGAGCAUCCACAGUUCCCUAUCAGUCUACUACAGUCAUCUAUCAAGUUCACUAAUGAGCCACCUCAGGGAGUCAAGGCGGGAUUGAAACGAACCUUUGCUGCUAUUACACAAGAUCAACUGGAUAUCAAUAACCAAGUACAGUGGAAACCAAUGCUGUAUGCCGUUGCAUUCCUUCAUACAACUGUACAGGAACGUCGUAAGUUUGGACCUCUAGGAUGGAACAUCCCGUAUGAGUUCAACUCUGCAGAUCAGACUGCCAGUGUGCAGUUUAUACAGAAUCAUCUAGAUGAUAUGGAUUCAAAGAAGGGUGUAUCUUGGAACACUGUUCGUUACAUGCUUGGUGAAGUACAGUAUGGAGGCAGAGUGACUGAUGACUAUGAUAAGAGGCUCCUCAAUACCUUUGCUAAGGUGUGGUUUGGAGAGCAUAUGUUUUUAGAAAGCUUCAGUUUCUACACAGGAUACACAAUUCCUAAGUGUAAAACAUUGCAGGAAUAUCAUGACUUCAUUGCCAAACUGCCAUUGACUGAUACACCAGAGGUAUUUGGUCUUCAUCCCAAUGCAGACAUCACGUAUCAGAGCAACACCGGUACUGAAGUACUGAACACCAUUCUGAACAUCCAACCUAAAGAUGUAGGAGGAGGCGGUGGUGAGACUAGAGAGACUGUAGUCUAUAAGAUGGCUGAGGAUAUGUUGAGUAAACUACCACCAGACUAUAAAUCUCAUGAGGUAAGAGCACGUCUUGUUAAGAUGGGAGCUUUGUCAUCAAUGAAUAUCUUCCUAAGACAAGAGAUAGAUCGUAUGCAGCGUGUGAUUAGCCUAGUACGUACUACCUUGACUGACCUCAAGCUAGCUAUAGAGGGCACUAUUAUCAUGAGUGAGAAUCUACGAGAUGCCUUAGAUAACAUGUAUGAUGCUAGAGUACCUGGCCUAUGGAGGAAGGUGUCAUGGGAAUCCUCUACAUUAGGAUUCUGGUUUACUGAGUUACUAGAGCGGAACGCACAGUUUGCUGCUUGGUGCUUUGAAGGUAGACCAACUGUCUUCUGGAUGACAGGAUUCUUCAAUCCUCAAGGUUUUUUGACAGCUAUGCGUCAAGAAGUGACGAGAGCCCAUAAGGGUUGGGCUUUGGAUUCAGUGACUCUACAUAAUGAAGUACUAAAAGUAUUCAAAGAAGAAAUCUCGUCUUCUCCCUCGGAGGGAGUAUACAUCCAAGGUUUAUACUUGGAUGGAGCCAGCUGGGACCGGAAAGGAUGUAAACUGAUUGAUCCUACACCAAAGGUAUUAUUCAACAAUCUUCCAGUUAUUCACAUGUUUGCCAUCAAUUCAACUGCUCCUAAAGAUCCUCGCUUGUAUCAGUGUCCAGUGUACAAGAAACCUCAACGUACAGACUUGACGUAUAUUACACCUGUAUGGUUAAAGACUACACAGAGUCCAGAUCACUGGAUCCUAAGAGGUGUGGCUUUACUCUGUGACAUUAAAUAGAUAACUGCUCUAGCAGUAAACUCACUCACUUGUAGGCCUACACCCACAUUGAGACAUGCUAAGGUCUUUAGUGACUUAGUUGAGAUUACCUACAUUGUAAUACUAUGCAUAACUAUGAAUAAGAAAUCAAUUGUGCAUUGCUUGUACUGUGAUUCCAUAGACUUAUGAGAAAUGCUGAUAUUUGCUAACAAUUCUCUUGACAAAUAAGAUCUAAAAGUUAAACUCAUUGUUUGUUUUUCUUUAUGGCCGACUCGAUUGUUAAAGAUGUUGCUUUUUUAAUAUUGUUAAUUUCAAGCGUUUUGAAAUAUUUGAGAACUGUUUGAGAAUUACUGUUUUUAUUCUAUUUGGAUGUUCAGGAUUGUUAAUUGUUAUAUGUUAUGUUUUUAAGAGGAGUCCAAGCUUUCAUAUUAAUCCUAGUGCACCCAAGGCUGAAGUAUAGCAAUGAUGAUAGAAUGUUCCACACUCAUACAACUAGUUACACAAAAUAUUGACUGAAGUAUUAGGCUGAUGAUCAGUUUAUUAUUAUCACAAUUACAACAACACUUAAUAUGAACCUGUUUUAAAUGUGUUCAAGCAUCAAUUGAUAAUAAUACAGUGUAGUUUCAAAAUAUGUGACUGGUUAAAACAAAAUUGCCAAGUACCGGUACUAGGAAAAUCAUUCAGCUUUUGUAAAGCAUGUUGAAAGUAGAAAGCAUUGUUUUCAAAGCUCAGAUGCUCUAUAAGUUGUUUUCUCCGCCUAGUAUUUGGAAGCACACUUGUGUUUAAAACAAGGUCAGAGUUGGAAUGAUUUUUAAAGCAGCUUUUGCCUGAAUACUAUUUCAAACAGCUUAGUUGUGUUAAAUAAUUAAUACAAAAAAACCACCUUCUUAAAAUGAAUAAAUUCUGAUAAUCAAAUCGCAAUUGACUAAUCAGCAUGUGAUGUUACUCCAACAAUAUAAAGGAAAUUGUUAAAAUUGAGUAAACUCUGACAAUUGUUGUCUUAAAUUCGUGUUUUACAAAUAUGAUGAAGUAUCCUAGAUACAACACAUGUAUUAGUUAUAAGCUCAUCCUUGAUUUGACAAUAAAAACAAAUAACCAAUUCAAAUAAGAACCACACAUAAUAACUUGAUCCUUUGAAUAAACAAUACCCUGAAAUAAAACUGAAUUCUUUAAAUCUGCUCGUGCAACCAGAAUAAUUUGAUUAUAGGCUACAGUGUAUAUUUUCUAUCAUGAUACACAUUGAGUCAAAGUAAAUAUGCAUUAAUAAUUAAGUACAUUAGUUGGCAAUCACUAGAGGGCAAUCACUAUAUGCACUAAGGGGUAUGUAGUAUAGCUCCAGCAAUGGUCAUUCUGUAUGAAUACAACAAACCAACAAGUUGCAAAAGGUAGUUUCAUUUCAACAACAAUUUGUCAAACGGUUCUUUUUAAUUUUGUUUGCUGUCGUUAAAUAUUUGAGUUACUGUCAAAUUAUUUGAAUUUUGAUUGUACACUGUAAGCCGAAAAGUUGAAAAUAAACAAAGAAAUGUGUACAUUUCAAAUAAUAACUUGGAGUUUUUCCUUUGCUUACCCAUGAUCUACUAGAGUUAUACAUUCAUGAUUCGACGCCACCCAGAAGUUAUUCCAGCUAGUUCUAAAUUUAUAAUAAGCCAUUACACGUUUACAGUUAAAAAUAAAACAUUUAACGAAAAUGUUUCAAUCUAAACAAUUGCCUAAAUAUUAUUUCAAACAGCUUGUUUGUGUUAAAUGAUUAAUACAAGAAAACUCCUUCUUAAAGGAACAUUACAGAAUUGGUUUUGCUAGCAAAAAAGUUGCUGGCAGUGUAAGCAAUUUAUGUAAUCC
Asterias rubens (European starfish) is the source of this 15581-nucleotide messenger RNA. RefSeq names its product dynein heavy chain 8, axonemal-like. Gene Ontology annotation, cellular component: dynein complex. The transcript has 86 exons. Gene Ontology annotation, molecular function: minus-end-directed microtubule motor activity; dynein light intermediate chain binding; ATP binding. Bases 21 to 13763 code for a protein of 4580 amino acids. Lineage: Eukaryota; Metazoa; Echinodermata; Asteroidea; Forcipulatida; Asteriidae. Gene Ontology annotation, biological process: microtubule-based movement. The record is from RefSeq and is a predicted model, not a curated record.